AUGCUGGAAAGUACUUAUAUCAAGGGCAGUGUCUUACAUGUGAUUCAAACCGAGAAAGGGUGUACUCAAUGUGAGAACCAUUAUUAUCCCAAAGACUUACUUUGCACUCCUUGUGAUUCAACUUGUUUGACGUGCACAAGCGACUCGCCUGAUUCUUGUACUUCAUGUGUUAAUAACUACUUUUUACUAAAUACAAAUUAUUGUAUGGAAUGCGACAACAACUGCCAAAGUGGGAAGUGUUCCAGUUAUGUUGGAUGCACUUUAUGUGAGGCCCACUACUAUCCAAACAAUUUUGGGUGUUCGGCCUGCGACUCGACCUGUUUGACUUGCAACGGCAGUUCCUCUCAAAACUGCUUAACGUGUGACGAAGGAAAAUUUUUAAUUAAUGGAAGGUGUUUGGAUUGCGAUGAAAAUUGUGAGACAAAUUUGUGUGUGAUUGGAGUUGGGUGUUCAUUGUGUAAAAAUCAGUUCUAUUUGAAUGGAAAAGCGCGUUUGGCGUGUAAUUCACAGUGUAAGACGUGUAAUGGCCCGAGUGGUGAUAAUUGCUUAACUUGUGAAGAAAAUUAUAAAUUGUUUAAUCAAAAGUGUUGUGACCAGAACUGUAAAGCAAGUGGAUGUGGACUUUCUGGAUGUCAAGAGUGUGAAGAGGGGUAUUACUUAUUAGAAGGAAGAUGCUAUCUUUGCAGUGCAAUUGAUAACUGCAAAAAUUGUUCGACAACUUCAAAAGUGUGUACAACGUGUAAUGAAAACUUUGAAGUUAAAGAGGGCGAAUGUCAGUGUGUAGAUACAAUGUUUCAAAGUACUCUAAACACGUGUAAUUAUUGUUAUACUGAAGUUGAUAAUUCUUGUCUUGUGGAAGUGAAAAUUACAAAGCAAAGUGUUUAA
Molecule: messenger RNA, 885 nt
Organism: Entamoeba invadens IP1
Lineage: Eukaryota; Evosea; Mastigamoebida; Endamoebidae
Exons: 2
Coding region: 1-885 (294 amino acids)
Source: RefSeq, a predicted model, not a curated record